Molecule: messenger RNA, 2552 nt
Organism: Striga asiatica
Lineage: Eukaryota; Viridiplantae; Streptophyta; Magnoliopsida; Lamiales; Orobanchaceae
Source: the annotation of a GenBank genome assembly
GCCGUUCGACAUUUAAACCCCGAUCUGCCGAUCAUUAUCCCAACUGAAGCCCAAACCUGAGCCUACGGCUCCGUGUCCUCGUCUCCAUAAGAUACCACGCCGAGCCUCAUUUCGAGCCUAGCUACGAUAUAUAAUCUGCGCUUUAUAUCUCACUCGGAGCCUUAGGCUCGGAUCCAUACGUGACCAUUUUUUCACCAGCUGUUUCGGGCUUUCCCUUGCCGAUCUCUCUCCAUUUCUCAGCUUCACUCCUUCAAGAAGGGAAGAUACUGACGGAGUAGAUUCACUUUGGAGCGACAAUCAUGGCGCAGAGUAAUUGGGAAGCCGAUAAGAUGCUUGACGUCUACAUUCAUGAUUAUUUGUUGAAAAGAAAAUUGCAUAAUUCUGCGAAGGCCUUCAUGGCAGAGGGAAAAGUUGCUAGUGAUCCUGUGGCUAUUGAUGCGCCUGGAGGAUUUCUGUUUGAAUGGUGGUCCGUGUUCUGGGACAUUUUCAUUGCACGAACAAAUGAGAAGCAUUCUGAGGCUGCUGCAGCCUACAUAGAGACACAACAAAUUAAAGCAAGGGAGCAGCAGCAGCUACAGUUCCAACAGUUGCAACUCAUGCAGCAGCGCAAUGCCCAGUUACAGAGGAGGGAUCCGAACCAUCCUCCACUGGGUCCUAUCAACUCAAUGAAUUCUGAAGGAAUGGCCGGGCAGCAAUCUGCAAGUGUUUUACCUAUGAAAAUGUACGAAGGACACGUGAAGCACCCGAAUCCCAUUGACUCAGAAACAUCUGCAGGCCUGAUGGAUGCUAGUAGGAUGGCACUGCUCAAGUCAGCUUCCAGUCAACAAGGACAGAUGAUUCAAGCAAAUUCUGGCGGCAUGUCUGUAGCAUUGCAGCAAAUACAAGGGCGGCCCCAGCUAGCCACUGACAUCAAACAAGAAGUUAACUUGGGUGGACCUCAGAAGUCUUUGCCAAUGGACCCAUCAUCUAUAUAUGGGCAGGCAAUUCUUCAGUCAAAAUCUGGUCUUGGGGGUGCAGGGUUAAGUCAAGGAGUAACUAGUCUACCGUUGAAUGGUUGGCCGCUAACAGGAAUUGACCAAUUGAGGCCAAGUUUGGGUUUACAAGUACAGAAACCCAAUCUGCAGACACAAAACCAGUUCCUAUUGGCAUCACAGCAGCAGCAGGUUCUUGCACAAGCUCAGGCACAAGGAAACCUUGGAAAUUCAGCUAACUAUGGGUUUGGAGGAUUACCGAGGAGUAAUUUUAAUGCCCAGGAUGGUCAGCCACCCAGAAAUGAUGGAUCCAUUUGCUCUCCUGCGCAAUCAAAUUCAUCAAAGAACAACAGGAAAAGAAAACAACAUUCUUCAUCAGGCCCUGCUAACAGUACAGGUACGGGAAAUACGGUAGGACCUUCCCCUGGUUCACCCCAAUCAACACAUACACCUGGUGAUGGGAUGGCCACUGCUAGCAGCAUGCAGCAUGCUAACAAUAUCUCCAAGAGUGUGAUGAUGUAUGGUGCGGAAGGAGCUGGUGGAAUUGCAUCAUCUACAAAUCAGCUUGAUGGUUCUUUUGAAGACAAUGUUGAUUCUUUUUUGUUACCUGAUGGGGGAGAUGGAAAUCCAUAUGGCUCUUUCAAACAAACUCCUAAUGAACAAAAAACUGAGCCUUCAAAAGGUUUCUCAUUUGGAGAAGUUGGUUGUAUUCGGACGAGAAAUAAGGUGACUUGUUGCCACUUUUCUUCCGACGGGAAGUUGUUAGCUAGUGCUGGGCAUGAUAAAAAGGCUGUUCUGUGGAACAUGAACAAUAUGCUAACCGAGACCACACCUGAAGAACAUCAGUACCUGAUUACGGAUGUCCGCUUCCGGCCGAACUCAACUCAACUUGCUACGGCCUCAUUUGAUAAGUCUGUCAGAUUAUGGGAUGCAGCUAAUCCAAGCUAUUGUCUGCAUGCUCACACAGGGCAUUCUUCCCACGUGAUGUCCCUCGAUUUCCAUCCUAAGAAGACUGAUCUCUUCUGUUUCUGUGAUAGUAGCAAUGAAAUUCACUAUUGGAGCAUUAGCCCAUUUUCAUGCACCCGGGUUUCCAAGCAAGGAGGAAGUGCACAGGUGAGAUUUCAACCCAAAAAUGGACACCUGCUGGCAGCAGCAUCGGACAAGGUGGUCUCUAUAUUCGAUGUUGAGAACGAUAGACAGACCCAUUCCUUUCAGGGACACUCGGGCGUGGUGAACUACCUGUGCUGGGAUCUUAGUGGUGAACUCUUGGCCUCUGUAAGUGAGGACAGUAUUAGAGUUUGGUCAUUGGCCUCCGGAGAGUACAUCCAUGAGCUCAAUGCCAAUGGCAACCAAUUCCAUUCCUGUGUUUUUCAUCCAAGUUAUUCUGCUCUUUUGGUGAUUGGAGGCUCGCGGUCUCUAGAGCUUUGGAACAUGGUCGAGAACAAAAGCAUGACGGUCCCCGGCCCUGCACAUGAUAACAUAGUUGCUGCCUUGGCACAGUCACCAACUGGGAUGGUCGCCUCUGCCAGCCAUGACAGCUCGCUGAAGAAAAUAUGUCAAACUAUCGUUGAUUGCUUUUGC